Molecule: messenger RNA, 600 nt
Organism: Helianthus annuus (common sunflower)
Lineage: Eukaryota; Viridiplantae; Streptophyta; Magnoliopsida; Asterales; Asteraceae
Exons: 1
Coding region: 93-452 (119 amino acids)
Source: RefSeq, a predicted model, not a curated record
GUCACAAAGGUCGUCCUUUUUCAAAGCUCUCCACUUUAAGACAAACACCACCCAUUCACACAUCCCCUCACAGAAAAAACUCACCAAUCACAAUGAUAGAAGACCAACGAGGAGGAGCACCCUACGGUAUCCUCCUCGCCGUCGUAGUAUUCAUCCUGAUCGGAAUCCCUAUGUUUCUCGGCGACGGCGGCGAAGCCCUGACGGAGUUCAUCGCAGAGCUUCUGAGUCCGUUAGGUCUGUUACUUCUUCCAAUCAUUCUGUUACUCGCUAUCCAAUAUUUAUCUUCCGAUUCCGGAUCUUUUGUUUCCAGCAUCUUCUCCGCCGGUGAACCUAAUUCUAUCCACCGUGCUAGUGGAUCUCCGGUCGGUGUGGCGCUUGUGCUUCUUCUUGUGCUUUUUCUUCUGUAUAAUAAGUUUUCGAUCUUCGGUGGUGAUGAUGAUUCCGAUGACUAGCUCCGAUUUGUUAGUUUGUUUCGAUCUGUUAUUGGUUUUUGGUUUUCAACUUUUUGCAGUAUUAUUAUUAAUUACUAUUAUUGUAAUUGUAUUUAGUUAUUUGUUUUAUGGAUUAAUAUGGAAUAUACUUACUUUAUACGUAUCUAAA